AUGAGCAGCCCGUCCAGCAGCUACGGUGCCCCGAACAGCCAGGAACGCCCGUCCAGCAGCUACGGUGCCCCGAACAACCAGGAACGCCCGUCCAACAGCUACGGUGCCCCGAACAGCCAGGAGCGCCCGUCCAACAGCUACGGUGCCCUGAACAACCAGGAACGCCCGUCCAACAGCUACGGUGCCCCGAACAGCCAGGAACGCCCGUCCAACAGCUACGGUGCCCCGAACAGCCAGGAGCGUCCGUCCAACAGCUACUCUGCGCCGAUGCCUCCAAGUCGCCCCUCUUCCAGCUACGGCACCCCCACCGAGGCGAGGACCCCGCCGUCCUCGUACGCUGCUCCGUCUGGUGGCGCCGGGGCCGCCCAGCCGUCGGCGUCGUACGGCGCACCCGAGCGUGCUCCGAGACCUGCCGAGCCGAGAGGACCCUCGUCGCCAUCCGCAGGGCGGCCAUCGUCCAGCUACGGCACUCCGAGCGCCCCUUCGUCGACUUACGGUGCACCUGCUGCUGGUCCGCCUUCGUCGAGCUACGGUCCGCCGUCUAACGAGAGAGCGCCUGCAGGACCUCCAUCUGCCACCUACGGUGCACCCUCUGCGGGUGGACAGUCUGGACGCAACCCCUCAUCAAACUAUGAUGCUCCAGCUUCUGGCCCGCCGUCUUCGAGCUAUGGCACGCCAUCUAGCGGCAGGCCAUCUUCUAGCUAUGAUGCUCCAUCUGCAGGUCAGCCAUCGUCAAGCUACGGCACCCCAUCCGCAGCACCGCCUGCGUCUAGCUACGACGCUCCGUCGUCUAGCUAUGGCGCUCCCUCUUCGAGUGCGCCGUCCUCAAGCUACGGUGCCCCGUCGUCGGGCCCGCCAGCUUCCAGCUAUGGCGCUCCAUCCGGCGAGGGUCAGCGUCAACCAUCUUCCAGUUACGGCUCCCCGUCCGGAGGCAGCUCCAAUGGAGGCUCUCCCUCGUCUAGCUACGGUAUACCAUCUUCAGGUUCCCCGUCCUCCAGCUACGGCGCGCCAUCUGCGGGUGGCAGCAGCCAACCUGCCAGGCGACCGUCAUCCAGCUAUGGCGCUCCCGCCAGCGGCAGUUCAUCUGGAGGACCUCCUUCGUCCAGCUACGGAGCACCGUCUGCGGGUCCUCCGUCGUCCAGCUACGGAGCACCGUCUGCGGGUCCUCCGUCGUCCAGCUACGGGGCACCAUCUGCGGGUCCUCCAUCGUCCAGCUACGGAGCACCGUCUGCGGGUCCUCCGUCGUCCAGCUACGGGGCACCAUCUGCGGGUCCUCCGUCGUCCAGCUACGGGGCACCAUCUGCGGGUCCUCCGUCGUCCAGCUACGGAGCACCAUCUGCGGGUCCUCCAUCGUCCAGCUACGGGGCACCGUCUGGAGGUCCUCCUUCGUCCAGCUACGGGGCACCGUCUGCGGGUCCACCGUCUGCAAGCUACGGAGCCCCGUCUGGUCCUGGCGGCUUCCCAGACUCUGGCGACGCGCUGUCCUGGCCGUCCGACGAAGGAGUGGCCAAGUACGAGUUCAACUACGACGUGAACGACGUGUCUCCCGGCGGGCCGACCUUCGCGCAGCGCGAGUCCCGCGACGGCGACGUGACGCAGGGCCAGUACGCCGUGCUGCUGCCCGACGGCCGCCAGCAGACCGUGCGCUACAAGGCGGACACGGCGGGCUUCCGCUCCAAGAUCAGCUACCAGCAGGGCGACCAGCCAGGCCAGGCCGGGCAGCGAGGACCCGCAGCAGGACAACAAGGAUACCCCGCGGGACGCGCCAUGCAGCCUGCAGGACCCGGCCGGCAACGCGGUGGCUACCCUCCAGCAGGGCGGCAGGACAGUGGCGUCCAGGGAUCCGGCGGCCAGCGCGGCUACCCCUCCGGCGGCGCGGGCGGGCGAACCAUGCCGUCGUCCAGAGGGUUCCCCUCUGGCCCGGCCUUGGGACCAGCCGGCAGCUCCAUCAAUGACUUCGCCGGGUACCCCUCCGGGGGAGGGCGGCAGAACAGCGUGUCGGACUUCACUCUGGGGGACCUGGGCAGCAGAGGCUCCGGAGGCUAUCCCCCAGCACUGCCCAGUGGCGCCGGAAGCUCUUCCGGUUAUCCCUCGGGGCGUCCCAGUGGUCAAGACAGCUCUUCCGGUUAUCCAUCAGGGCGUCCUGGUGGUCAAGACAGCUCUUCCGGUUAUCCAUCAGGGCGUCCCAGUGGUCAAGACAGCUCUUCCGGUUAUCCAUCAGGGCGUCCCAGUGGUCAAGACAGCUCUUCCGGUUAUCCAUCAGGGCGUCCCAGUGGUCAAGACAGCUCUUCCGGUUAUCCAUCAGGGCGUCCCAGUGGUCAAGACAGCUCUUCCGGUUAUCCAUCAGGGCGUCCCAGUGGUCAAGACAGCUCUUCCGGUUAUCCUUCAGGGCGUCCCAGUGGUCAAGACAGCUCCGGUUAUCCUUCAGGACGUCCCAGUGGUCAAGACAGCUCUUCGGGUUAUCCAUCAGGACGUCCCAGUGGUCAAGACAGCUCUUCCGGUUAUCCUUCAGGACGUCCCGGUGGUCAGGGCAGCUCUCCUGGUUAUCCCUCAAGACGUCCCAGUGGUUCGGACAGCUCCGCCGGUUACCCUUCAGGGCCCUCCAUUGCUCCGGACAGCGGCUAUCCCUCAGGAGCACCAAGCGGAUCGGACAGCCCUUCGGGUUACCCUUCGCCGAGCGGUCCAGAUAGUUCCGGGUAUCCUUCGGGGGCAGGAUUCGGCGACAACGGGCAGGGUGGGUACCCAUCUGGAGGCCCCAGCAGCCCGGAUGGCUACGCGUCCGCCGACCUGGGUGGUGGCGAUCAAGGCUACCCCGGUGGCGAGCAGGACGGCUAUCCCGCGGCACUCGACUUACCUAGCCAUGAGGUACACCAAGCCAAAACUGUACUCUUUGAGCCUGAAAGAGAAAGCUCUUGA
Messenger RNA from Thrips palmi, 2916 nucleotides. RefSeq names its product pro-resilin-like. The record is from RefSeq and is a predicted model, not a curated record. The transcript has 3 exons. Lineage: Eukaryota; Metazoa; Arthropoda; Insecta; Thysanoptera; Thripidae. Bases 1 to 2916 code for a protein of 971 amino acids.